Molecule: messenger RNA, 1429 nt
Organism: Mizuhopecten yessoensis (Yesso scallop)
Lineage: Eukaryota; Metazoa; Mollusca; Bivalvia; Pectinida; Pectinidae
Exons: 4
Coding region: 197-1132 (311 amino acids)
Source: RefSeq, a predicted model, not a curated record
GUAUCUUUCCUGUCGAUGCUGUAGCAGUGUAUACGUACAGUAGCGUACGAUGGCCAACCAAUGAUCAAGCCAUUUCUACUGUACACUGCUGCCUUAGCAAGAUUUACUGAAACAAGAUGUACAAGCAAGGAACCACAGGUGUAAACACCCCACAAUUGUAGUCUGGAGAUUGUAAAACGUUUAACUCCAUUACGCUAUGGAGAUAGAUGUGAAACAAAGAUCUGAGGAAUGGUUCCAAGAGAGAAAUAAAGUCGUUCUGACAGCAUCCAGAUUUGGGGAAGCCUUGGGGGUUGGCAGAGGAAGGUCAUUUGACUUCCUCUGUUAUCUUGUAAAUUCUGAGUCAGAGGACACCCAAGCUGAUGAAGGAUCAGAACAGAAGGCUAAUAAACAGCAUGGAGUAGACACUGAGACUGCUAUAUUUGAAGCUUACCAGCUGAUAGUGGGAACUAAUGAAUCGCAUCAGGUUCGAGAGUCAGGUUUCUGGGUUCCACGGGAGAAUGACAUGUUCAAGGGGCUGUUAGGUGCUACACCAGAUGCAGUUGUCACUAACAAAACAGGGAAAGUCAUUGGUGUGUGUGAGUUCAAAGCUCCUAUACAUAACUUGUUUGGCUAUGGUGAAAAUUGGGGGAGAAUUCCUAGAUAUUACAUGGCACAGAUUCAAGGACAGAUGUACCUAGCAGGAGUACCUUGGUGUGAUUUCAUGGCAGUUUGCACCAAAACAAAAGAGAUUCUCCUCAAACGUGUCUACUUCCAGCCGUCCUACUGGACGCAUGUCUCCUCAUGUCUCGGCACAUUCUGCCAUAUACUUCAGGAGGCAAGACAGAGGAAGAAGCUAAACAAACCGGUGUUUGAGUUUGAGGCUGCAAGGAAGCUUCAGACUAUACCAUUCCAAAACAACCUGUUUCCUGGUGAGGGGCAUAUUCGUGUCGUGAACUUGUUGAGACGCAAUAACAAAGGAGAAUUUGGUGUGGCAGCCAACCCCAAUAGUUGGUUUACUUACAGCUUCCUAAUGGGUGUCCCGUACAACGUCCCGCCCGUACUGAAACGCUACAGCGAGUCUCUUAUCAACACAAUAGACAAAGACAUACAAGUGAAGAAAGCAAGACCAUCAGUGGAUAAAGUUGAUGAAUAAAUUACAUCUAUUUGUCAAGAUGCAAUAUCUGUUUCAACAGUGCUGAAGUACUGCAUGUAAUAUGACAUGCAAAAUGUACAAAGGGAGAUAAUCAUAUGAUCUGUGUAAAAAUUUAACUCCCAGAAAGAAUAUGUUUAGUGGCAUUGGGAUUUAUCUAUUGGUGUGUCUUUUUUAGGUCACCUGAGACUGAUCGCCUUUUGUCCAACGGCGUCCGGCGUGCGUUCGUAAACAAUUUACAUUUUCAACUUCUCCAAAACCCCUGAACCAAUUUCAAUGAAAUUUUGCAGAAACCUUCCA